UCAAUAAAACCCUUCUUCUUCAUCGUCGCCAUCGCUCUCACACUGCAAAUCCCUCAGCGUCUCCAAAUCCAAAUCCAAAUCCAAUGGCAUCGUUGAGAGCAUUUCUCGUAGUUUUAAGUCUUUUAUUUGCCAUUUUCUCCGUUUCUGUUGUUGUUGGUGAGGCGCAAUCCCUCUCUCCUGCCGCUGCUCCUUCUCCUUCCAGUGAUGGAACGGCCAUAGACCAAGGGAUUGCAUACUUCUUGAUGCUUGUGGCUCUGAUCCUCACAUACCUCAUUCACCCCCUUGACGCCUCUUCCUUCUUUUGAUUACUUUGUAUCUCUCACUUUCUUAGUUAAUUUUAACAUUUUUAUCCCUUUAUGGGCUGCCAAAUUAUUUUUUGGUGGCGUUAAUUUUCAUAUUGA
Neltuma alba is the source of this 401-nucleotide messenger RNA. RefSeq names its product arabinogalactan protein 20-like. Lineage: Eukaryota; Viridiplantae; Streptophyta; Magnoliopsida; Fabales; Fabaceae. The transcript has 2 exons. Bases 84 to 305 code for a protein of 73 amino acids. The record is from RefSeq and is a predicted model, not a curated record.